UGUGUCUUUAGCGCAGAGAACUUUUCGCAAUGCCUCGCCAGUUGCUCAAGAAAUAUCCAUGGGUUCAGUUUAAAUUUUUUUCGGUGCUUCAUUUCGGGUGGAAAUUUCACAAGAUGAGACUUUCUGCAAUUCGAGUGAUUUUCAUUGUUUUAUUGACAUUCAUACAGCCCAUUUGGAGUGAUUUUGUGGAAGAAACUACUAAAGUUGAGGAAACUACUAAAACUGAGGAAAUUACUAAAGCUGAGGAAAUUACUAAAUAUGCUCCUGUUGCUUUAUCCGACUUAAUAUGUCCACCGCAUGAAUAUGUUACGGCAAAUAAUGAAACUAUUUAUUGGCAAAAUGUUGAAUUUAAAGACGAUCGCACAUUUUAUAUGAUGAAAAGUGAACCAAUGUGCUUAGCUGAGGAUAAAAUUCCAGUGCAUAGAACGUGUGAAUAUAGAGAGGCAUCUCCGCUUAUUCCACCUGAAUGUGCCUCAACUCGCUCAAUUAAGAAACUCAUCAAUGCGACACUACCUAUCUGCCCAGAACCCUUUACAGCGCAGGCAAACAAAAAAGGCGAAUACAUCUGCAUCCACAUCUCGGAACCAAAGAAAUGGGAAGAAGAUUGUUACAAGUGGGGUGUCAGUGAUAGUCCUCUUCACGUCGAUGAAAAGGAUUUGGAUGCUAUUCAACAAUUCAUGCAGACGAAAAAUUUAAAAUAUUAUUGGCUUCCAUUGCGAAGUUAUGGACAUUUUGAUCCAUUUCUAUGGCAUCUCCCUGACCGUUAUGGCCAUGUCUUUGAUGAAGAUGAAUUCAGUAAGUGGCACAUUGAAGGUCGAAGACAUCCAGGUGGAAAUUGCCUAGUUCUCUCGAAUCAUGGAAGAUACAUGCACAUUGAAGAUUGCACGAAUAAAUACCCAACAGUGUGCAUUUACAAUGCAAAGAAAUCCUACCUCAAAUUAGCCUGUCCAGAAAAAUCAGUUGCAAUGAGAAUUCAUGGGGAAUAUGAUCAAUGUCUUCAGGUCACUGAAUCUACCACAAAGUGCGAACGUUUCUUCCAAAUGGAUACAAUGAACAAAAACAUCUUCUACCGGCAGGCCUUUUCUGAUAUCUUCAACAAAUCCGACAUGGUUCAUUUUACUUUUAAACACGAACUAUCCACGCUUAAACCAAAGCCCGAUAAUUAUUUGUGCCUCAGCAGUAUUCCGGGAUUUAGUACGAAUGACUUCAAAUGGGACUACCAAAAGUGGCUCAAUGUGCAAAAGGCACCUGAGGAGGUUUUCUGGAGUUUCUUUAUGCAUUCGUACGAUAGAAUAGAAACUGAGAAUAACUACACCGUGCUGGAUUCUCGCGGGCAAUGGGUCACCUAUGAUAACUACAAUUGCAAAGCGUGCGUAAAUGUUGUGAAAAUGUUCACACCGGAGCUACAUGUUGUUUUUCAUCAAGAUCAUCAAGUACUGGAACUAAUUGUGUACUCUGAGGAAUUCUUAUGGCGCAAAGACGACGAUGAUUCAGGUGUAACAUGUUUUACGGAUGCCGGCUACAACACCUUGCUGUCAAAUGUUGAAAAAGAUUUGGUAUGGAGUGAUAAGAUAAAGACGACAGACAUCAUUGGCCAAAAUAACAAGUUCGCACGCGAGUACAUCACUAAAAGUAUCUACCAACUCGAAAUUAAAUAUGACACUCCUGGACACUACUGGUGCGAAGGACUCUCCAUUCCGGACUUUAAGGUAGUCAAAUCCCCACGAGUAGUAGCUUAUGAGGAAAAAGAUGGCACAGUGUUCUCCUUUAGGGCUCUCAUGAAUUGCAGUGACUACUCGAAAUACAGAAAGGGAUUUACGAAAAAGAAAUUAAAGAAGAUAGCUGAAGAUUUUAAGGAUGUACUAAAGAAAUAUGACAAGGAUAAUGAAUUAAUUGAAGACGCUAAGAUCAUGCGGAUUCAGGAAAUUCCGCAGGAUUCCUCCCACCUUGAGGUGAUCUUUCAUGUUUUGGUUGAAUAUGACAACUUUACAUUUCCCUGCCCGCAAAAUAUUACCCACCACAUUUGCACUCUGCAUGGGAUUCAGAAAGAUUUAGAGAUUAUUGCCAAGAAUGCUUCCAAUUCAAAAGAGCAUAAAAAAUUCAAGAAUAUCACUGUGAGACAUACAGCCUUCUGCCUGCCAUAUAAUUCCACACAAACCAAUCAAGAACAUUGGGUGAGUGCGGGAAUUGGAGAGAGAUCUGUCCUUCAGCAUCUCUGUCUUACAACAAAUCUCCUGCCGGACUAUCGAGUCUGCAGAGGAGACUUCAUCAUUGGGGCACAAUGGGAUGAGGAUCAUACACCAAUGUGCCAUGAAAUGAAAGUUCCAGAAAUAACACAGAGACUCUUCGAACUCGACAAUUCCGAUAAUGAUGCCAGCACGAUCAUUGAUGGAAUGCAGGAAAUUACUGAAGUUGAUGCAGGAGAUAUCAUCCCAGCUGAUCUUUUCUUUGUGGGACAACUAACAAGGAGACUCGCAACGGAAGUAUCCAAUGGCACUGAAUUUGGAUUGGAGGAUGUUGAAAAAAUUAUUUCAGUUCUCAGUCACACAACGGAGGUGAAUGAAAAAACUGCGAAAGCAAGUCAAAUCCUCAAUUCCACCAACACACUUUUGGACAUGAGUGAAAGGAUCAUUACGAGUGUCCUUUUAGAAGCUAGUAUUUCCAACAAAACUUUCGAUGCACGGAAAACAAAUGAGCUUUUGGGGGUGAUUGAGCUGAAAGCCAAGAACUUUAUAACUUUCGUCAUUAACCCUUUUGUGGCAAAUGUAACAGGAAUUGCACUCUAUCGUUCAUCGAAAAAAUCAAAUUACAUUGAAGAUCUCAUUCCGAGGUAUCUAUAUACAAAUCAGGAUGCUACAUCACUUUUGAUGGACGAUGAAGGUCUUGAAAUUGCUACCUUUCUACCCGGGGAGCUAUUGCGACGGAUCAAUGAAAUCAAUCAAACUGCAGCUGUGAACACGACUGUUGGCCCAAAGCCUCCACUGAGGAUCAUCAUCACGGUUUGUGCGAAUGAUCGUCUAUUCCAGGAUAAUGGAACUGUCUCCUACUUUCGGGCAAAUGGCAGGGUAGUGAGCGUAUCUAUACCAGGAUAUGGACCAAAUUUGCCAUCAUUCUUCCCACUAAUCUUCAGAGCAACACAUGAGAUAACUAAUAAAACUAAUGCAUGUGGCUUUUGGGAUUUUACACCAACGAAUAAAACUAUCACGAGUGAAUGGGCAACGAGAGGAUGUGAAUUCCUGUCCAUUUCAUCAAAUCUAGAUGAUCCAGUUGUUCUCUGUGGAUGCUCCCACUUAACCCAUUUUGCCUUUCUCCUUACUGGGGUCUUUAAGUACGACCUAACACCUGAACAAUUAAUUGUUCACAAGAAACAUUUAUUUGCGCUGGAUGUCAUCACUAUUGUUGGAUGUUCACUAUCACUAGCAGGAAUCAUUGGAAUCUGGAUCACAGCGAUGUUCUUCAAGACGUGGCGUGAGAAGGCUGGAUCGAAGGUUCUUCUGCAACUUUCCGUUGCAAUUGCUCUUCAAAUGCUUCUGUUUCUCUUUAUAAAUGGCGAAUACGUAAUGAAGGACAUUAGGGAAGAGAACAAGAGGAUUAUUUGCAUAACUCUUGGUGCAUUGCUGCAGUAUUCCGUACUGAUUGUCUUCUCGUGGAUGCUCAUCACUGGAUAUUUGCAAUAUCUUCGGUAUGUGGUUGUCUUUGGGAAUCCAAAGCCAGCACACUUUACACUCAAAUCAAUCAUCGUGGGAUGGAUUAUGCCCACAAUCCCGGUAUUCCUCGUCCUUGGCCUGGAUAUGGAAUCCUACCUGCCACCGAAUUGGGAGACAGAAGAUUUUUACGGAUCAAACUGCUACCCACAGGGUUACUCCCUCUACUUUGGGAUCGUCUUCCCCGUAGUAGUAAUCUUCUCUGUAAAUCUGUGCUUCUAUAUUGUUGUAAUUUACAACAUAACCCGGAGGAUGGACAGUAGCUCAAAGAAGAAAGACACAAAGAUACAAAGAGCCCAAUUGAGGCUCUCAGUGUUUCUAUUCUUCCUCCUCGGAAUGAGCUGGAUCUUUGGCUUCUUUAUCUACAUCGGGAGAAGCCCUCACAUGAUCUUUGAAUACCUUUUUUGCAUCACAGCCACAAUUCAGGGAUUUGUACUUUUUGCCUACUUUGUCAUCCUUGACCCAGCCACGAGAAAACUCUGGGAGAAAUUUUUCAUCUCACUGAAAUGCGGAAGAUCCGAAAAGCUCACCUAGCACACGCAUCACUGAUUUUCAAUUUAAUAACCCAUAUUUUCAUCAUUAGUCCUACCAAGUAUUUAUUCCCAAAUAAAAUAUAUUUGUAUUCCA
Messenger RNA from Lutzomyia longipalpis, 4331 nucleotides. RefSeq lists its product as uncharacterized. NCBI's taxonomy places the organism in Eukaryota, Metazoa, Arthropoda, Insecta, Diptera, Psychodidae. Gene Ontology annotation, biological process: cell surface receptor signaling pathway; G protein-coupled receptor signaling pathway. The transcript has 4 exons. Gene Ontology annotation, cellular component: membrane. Bases 30 to 4238 code for a protein of 1402 amino acids. Gene Ontology annotation, molecular function: G protein-coupled receptor activity. The record is from RefSeq and is a predicted model, not a curated record.